GUAGAGAGACACACAGUAGAGAGACAUACAGUAGAGAGACAUACAGUAGAGAGACAUACAGUAGAGAGACAUACAGUAGAGAGACAAAGAGUAGAGAGACCUUCGCAUUGUAUUCAAACGUAUCAUCUAUAUAAAAUAUAAUUGUUAAUAAUGGUUUUAUUGUUAUAAUGGUUAAUUGGUUUGACUUGAUCAUGUACACUUGGAGCUAUGUAUACUAACUGAAUGAUCAGAUAGAAAUAUAUAUUAUUGUGUAGAUCCAAUAUGACUGUCAGAUGGAUUGGAAUAGUGUCGGAGAUUGUGUAUCCUCUAUUCAUUGUAUUUCUACCUUCAACAUGCAGUACCAGAUUACAGCCCUGCCGUUAUUUGAAGGCAGCCAAUCCAAUAGUUUCUUAGAUCUGUAUUCAAAUUAGUUUAGAAAAAGUUGUACUUUUUUUCGGCGGGGGGGGGACCUGCAUUCAAUUCGUUUUUAGUCACCUUUAAAGUAAUUAUGUGUUGCGCCGGAAAAAAACAACAAGUUGAUUUUCCACAUAUUUAAAAGAAUUGGUCUCCCAGUGUGUUGGAUCCUGUGUUUUACCUUAUAGCCGUUACCAUAUAUAUGAUUGAAUAUCUGUUGGCUUGUGUGGAUGUAUGUAUGUGUCAUGCAACAUAGCUGACUUGAAACAUUGUUAAAAGUAUCAGGGCCGUGGGCCUUUCUCAUGAUGGAAAAGUAGCAUGAAGACAGGAACUGUGCAAUGAGUUGGGAGGGGGGCACAUUCAGAGCCGGGUGUUGCGAGAACAAGCGCUCUUUUGUUAGAUAACAGGAGCCAGGUGCGAGAUAACGGUAUGGAGUAUGAGCGCCUGGAUGUUUUUCACAAGCAAGUUUCAUCUAUCAACAGAAGCGCCAAGAGGCGGGGACCCGCCUGAGCGCCUGCAAUAGGCUGAGCAAAGUUUAAACCACGCCCAGCCUCUACUGUGAUAGGCCAACAGACGGGUUGGAACUGUCUAUCACAGUAUAAAGAAUACCGCUUACAUACAUCCUGUCAGUUCUCUGUUCUGCCCUGCGUGGUAUUACAGUGAGCCCGUAUAUACGAAAGUUGCAUUUGCCAUUUAUUACUUAGCUAAUAAAAAAUACAUAGUAUAAAAUCGGUGACUCAUUGUUAUAUUUAUCCUGAUACCAGAUUCGAAUUUACGCAACCCUAACAAGUGUCUAUGUAUAAUAAAUAGUAAGUGUCUAUGUUAGGGCGCGUUCUCUGAACCACAGAGGACAUCUGGUGCUGUGCUGUUGGUAAGGAGGUGUAAAAGACAAAAUGAGGAAUGGAAGAGGACGAAAACGAAGCAAAAAGCAUCUCAUCAUUAUCAGAGGUUUGCCCGGAGUUGGAAAGGAGCCCUAUGCAAGAAAGCUCCUUGAUGAAUUUGGAUGUGGACAGAUAUUCUCCGCCUCCUACUACCAUGCUAUGUUCAACUGGAACAGACAAUACUUCUCACGUAACCAUAUGUGGAAUAGACUAGAUGUCUUUAGAGCCAUGGAGGACGGUGUGGAUCCGAUCAUCGUUUACAACAUCCACUCUUUUCUUUCUGACAUGUGGCCCUAUAUCACCAUGGGGAUGCGUCAGGGUGACUAUCAAAUCAAAAUGAUGGAGCUGCCUCAAGGUUAUCCUAAAAACCCUUUCUCCAUCAACCAGCUGUACAGAAUCUGUCAUUGUAAGAUCCCCAAGCAGAGGUUCAGGUUCUGGGAGGAAAACUGGCAAGAAGCUGACGACAUCUGGGAUGUCCUUAACGACAGCUCCUCCAUAUACCGCUGGCAGUAUAGCAGAGAGGAAUGGAACCUCUAUUGAAGACACACACACAGUACCUCGAUUUUUUUUUCUUUCUUAGCUUUUUCAAAACUACACUGUUUUUAAAAGAGUAUUGGUUACCUAGCAACCCCUAGAACCCAAACAACGACGACUCGUACCUUUACUGUUGUAUUUGUCCUCUCUUGCACUGAUGCCUGUUUUUUGGUUGUGUCCGAGGCGUUUUGGUUUUUCAUACUGUUGAGCCAGCUGCUCUUGAUCGCUGUCUUGACGCCACUCGCGUUUGAAGUUCAGAACGAGAAACUGUAGGCUUAUAUAGAAAUAUUGUCCUCGGAUUGAAAAUAAUCAGAAUUAGGGUUUUGAAUAUUUAUCAUCCUAAUCGAGGUGUAGAUUACAUCUCACACUUUCCAGUGUUCAAACAUGUCAGCAAGGCUGCAUGGGAUUUUCUCUCAAUGUGACUCUGUGCAGCCAAUGGCAAUGUCCACUUCAGUUAUAAUCGCGGGAGCCACUUGCGGGUUUGACAGCUCUAACACAGUUUUACUUUUUUUUUUUUUUUUUUUUAAAUCUGAUUUGAAUAGUCCUAAAUCGCUCUGGAUAAGAGCAUCUGCUAAAUGUCAAAUUUAUAUGUUUACAUAGCCUGGUCCCAGAUCUGUUGCGUUCUCGCCAACUGCUAUUGGUCAUUGGUGUGACCACAGGACCAUAGGAGUUGGCAAGAGCGCAGACUGCUCUAGGAUCAGGCUACAGUAGCCUACGCAUAAAUUGCAAGGAGUCACACUUCUGAAAGGUUUUCGUGUUGUAUGGUGCUUGAAACAACAGUUGUGGGUUUGAUUCCAACAUGGGCCACGUAUAGUUUUACUGUAUGUGUAUUGCUUGAGAUCCUUUUCUUAAUGACGCCGACAGUAUUACAUAAACGGGACUGUGCUGUAGGCUACUAGAUUCAAGCAGAAGUGGUGGAAGUACCGAACUACGAGGACAAUGUUUUCCGUACUACGCUACCUACAGAUCUGCAGAAUGAGUCCAAGUAGUCUAAAGUUAGUUCCUUCGUUUCUGACCGCUUUUUAUAACAAUAAUGUUUAAAGCUUUUGCUCCCCCCUCCUGCUUUUCUACAAAUUGGCAUCCAUCAUGUUGUGUUUUUUUGCCUUCAAUAUGCUUUGUUGCCAGCAAUAAAUAAUUUG
Oncorhynchus keta (chum salmon) is the source of this 2947-nucleotide messenger RNA. Its product is annotated as NEDD4-binding protein 2-like 1. The record is from RefSeq and is a predicted model, not a curated record. The coding region runs from base 1287 to 1814 and encodes 175 amino acids. The transcript is spliced from 5 exons. NCBI's taxonomy places the organism in Eukaryota, Metazoa, Chordata, Actinopteri, Salmoniformes, Salmonidae.